UCAAGAAAGGCGAUUCCAAUUACCAAACUUGAAGGGACGUUUCAGCAACGGUGAUAACUUCAGGGACCCAAAUACACAUUCAUUAUGCAGAGUGAGAACUAAGAAGACCCAAAACCAAAGUCUGCAACUUUGCCUCUCUACUCAAGUCUCCCUCCUGCUAGCUAGGCAACGAAAUGAAAGAAACUGUAGUUCUGUAUCCAGCUCCUGGCAUAGGCCACCUUGUGUCCAUGGUGGAGCUGGCCAAGCUAAUCCUCCAUCACAACCCCCAAAUCUCCCUCACAGUCCUCCUCACAACCGGACCUUUCGACACCCUCGCCACCACUUCCUACAUCAACCAAAUCUCUCAAGUCAAUCCUUCUAUCGCUUUCCACCAUUUCCCCCCUCUCUCCACACCUCUUGACACAUCUCCCACUCGGAGUCACGCAGCCAUCACCUUUGAGUUCAUCCGCCUUAAUGACCCAAACGUCCGCCGGGCCCUGCAAUCCAUCUCCCAAACCUCCACCAUCCGAUCCUUCGUCAUCGAUCUCUUCUGCACUUCGGCUCUUCAUAUCAGCUCCAAUCUCGAUAUCCCCACUUACUAYUUCUUCACAUCUGGAGCUUCCAUCCUYGCAUAUUUSUUCUAUCUCCCCACCAUCCACAGUCAGACAACCCAAAGUUUCAAAGACUUCACCACUACUUACUUCCAUUUUCCAGGCCUACCGCCCAUCCUUGGCUCUCACAUGGUGGAACCCGUAUUGGUCCGCACAGACCCAGCCUAUGAUGACUUUGUAUACUUCACCGCCCAUCUCCCUAAAUUGAAAGGGAUCAUAGUUAACACCUUUGAGUCUCUAGAGCCAAUAGCCAUCAAAGUUAUCUCUGAUGGGGUCUGUCUACCUGAUGCUCCGGUCCCUCCUGUUUACUAUGUUGGGCCGUUAAUUUCUGAUGCCAGCGAUCGAAGAGGUGACAGUGGCGGUGUGGCGGAUUGCUUGCGGUGGCUUGAUGCUCAGCCCAGCCAAAGUGUAGUUUUCUUGUGUUUCGGCAGUCGUGGUGCCUUCUCUGUGGCGCAGUUGAAGGAGAUAGCUCAUGGGUUGGAGAAGAGUGAGCAGAGAUUCUUGUGGGUGGUGAAGCCUCCACCACCUCUCCAAGGGGAGAAGAGCUUGAAAUUCGCAGUACAAAGCGAUGAUCUCGAUUUGGAGGCUCUACUGCCUGAAGGGUUCUUGAAUCGGACCAAAGGCAGGGGCCUGGUAGUCAAGUCAUGGGCUCCCCAGCAAGAGAUCCUGAGUCGAGAAUCGAUUGGUGGGUUCGUAACUCACUGCGGCUGGAACUCGGUGCUGGAAGCCAUAUGUGCAGGGGUGCCUAUGGUGGCUUGGCCGCUCUACGCGGAGCAGUUUAUCAACAGGGCUGUACUGGUGGAGCAGAUGAAGUUGGUGAUGCCUUUGGAUCAAGCUGAGGAUGGUUUUGUGAAUGCUGCCGAGGUUGAAAAACGAGUGAGGGCGUUGACGGAGUCGGAAGACGGGAGAGUGCUCAGAGAACGUAGUGAGGAGAUGAAAAUGGCUGCAAAAGCUGCGUGGGUUGAGGGAGGCUCAUCUUUCGUUGCGUUUAACAAAUUCUCCGAGUCAUGGAAGUAACAGAGAGGACGACUCUCUCAAAUCUGUACGUGGAAAUUUGUGAUAUGAGGAAUAAACGGUGUGAGUCCAAAUUGGAGCCACAUCCUCUGCAUUGUAGUUACAGAAAAAAAUCUGCAACUUCGGAUAACAAUCCACCACGUCACGUGUUGUAACGGAGGAGUGGAAAGGUCAUAGUCAAUGGCCGUAUAAUUUAUUAGUUUGUAAAAAUUUGAACGCUCGCCCAGUCGAGGCUUUUUGUUU
This is a messenger RNA of Nelumbo nucifera (sacred lotus), 1847 nucleotides long. Lineage: Eukaryota; Viridiplantae; Streptophyta; Magnoliopsida; Proteales; Nelumbonaceae. The record is from RefSeq and is a predicted model, not a curated record.